Molecule: messenger RNA, 2491 nt
Organism: Panicum virgatum (switchgrass)
Lineage: Eukaryota; Viridiplantae; Streptophyta; Magnoliopsida; Poales; Poaceae
Product: pentatricopeptide repeat-containing protein At4g32430, mitochondrial-like
Exons: 1
Coding region: 59-2305 (748 amino acids)
Biological process (GO): RNA modification
Molecular function (GO): protein binding; RNA binding
Source: RefSeq, a predicted model, not a curated record
GGGGAGGUGGUGCUGCCCAAUCCAACCAGGCCGGCCGUCUCUACUCUCUAGAGUCUAGAUGCCACCGCGGCGGCUGCCUUGGCCCGAAUCACACGCGCUCUCCACCGCUGCCGCCCACCACCCGUUCGCUGAAACUCCCCGCCGGCCAACCGCCAGCGCCACCACGCCACUCGCCGCCCUCCGCGGCCGCCUGCUGGCCGGGCUCCCCGUUUCCCCCAUCGCAUUCUCCGCGGCCGUCGCACGCGCCGACCCGGACACCCUGCCCGCGCUCCACGGCCUCGCGGUCGCCUCAGGCCUCGACGCCUUCGCGGCCGUCACCAACUCCCUCGUCGCGCGCUACGCCAAGGCGGGCGGCGCCGGCUCCUUCCCCGCGGCCGCCAGGGUCUUCGACACCGCGCGCGAGCGGGAUGCCAGCUCCUACAAUACCAUCCUCACCGCGAUCCCCGACCCCGAGGAUGCGCUCGCCUUCGCCGCGCGGAUGCUCCGCUCCGGGGACAUGCGGCCCGACGCCGUCACGUUCACAGUCGCGCUCUCCCUCUCCGCCGGCCGGGGGGAGCUCGGCUUCGUGCGGCAGCUGCACGCGCUGGCGUCGCGCGCCGGGCAGGCCGCCGACGUGUUCGUCUGCAAUGCGCUUGUCACGGCGUACUCCCGGGGUGGGUCGCUCGACGCGGCCCGGAAGGUGUUCGACGAGAUGCCGGCGCGGGACCUCGUCUCCUGGAACGCGAUGGUCUGCGGACUCGCUCAAGAAGGCGACUGCCCGGCUGAGGUGAUCCGGGUGUUCCUUCGGAUGCUCAAGGACGGCGGUGCGCGGCCUGACCGGAUAUCAGUCUGCAGCGUCAUCCCCGCCUGCGGCGGCAUGGGAAAACUCGAGCUAGGCCGGCAAAUCCACGGCUUUGCAGUGAAGCUGGGCGUCGAGGGGCACGUCUCCAUCGGCAAUGUGCUCAUUGCGAUGUACUAUAAGUGCGGCACCCCCGACUGCGCCUGGAAGCUCUUCAAGUUCAUGGACCAACGCGACGUCAUCUCAUGGACCACGGUGAUGUCCAUGGACGGGAAGGACGCCGUCUCACUGUUCAAUGGCAUGAGGCGAGAUGGGGUGGCGCCGAACGAGGUCACCUUCGUGUCCAUGCUGUCGGCAAUGCCAGGAGACUGCCCGGCGAGGGAAGGGCAGAUGAUCCACGCGGUAUGCCUCAAGACCGGCUUGUCCGAUAAGGCAGCAGCAGCAAACAGCCUCAUCACCAUGUACGCCAAGCUUCAGCGCAUGGAUGAUGCGAAGAUGGUCUUCAGUCUUAUGCCUCACCCGGAGAUCAUCGCUUGGAACGCUCUCAUCUCUGGUUAUGCCCAGAACGAGAAGUGUGAGGACGCCCUUGAGGUCUUCUGGCUAAUGGUGAAGAGCAUGAAGCCCGAUGAGACCACGUUCGCAAGUGUCCUCAGCGCAGUGACCUCUGUCGAGACGGUGCCCAUGGCUUACGGUCAGAUGUACCACUGCCAGACGCUGAAGCUGGGGCUCGGCACCAGCGAGUACAUCUCCGGUGCUCUCAUCGACUUGUACGCGAAGCGAGGCAGCUUGGAGGAGUCCUGGAAGGCGUUCGGCGAGACCAUCCACCGGAGCCUCAUUGCCUGGACAGCGAUCAUCUCGGCAAACUCAAAGCACGGGAACUACGACGCCGUCAUCAGCCUCUUCAACGACAUGGUACGCUCUGGCGUCGCUCCGGACGGAGUGGUUCUGCUCUCUGUCCUCACCGCCUGCCGGUACAGCGGGUUUGUCAGCUUGGGCCGGGAGAUCUUCGACUCGAUGGCCGCUAAGCACGGCGCAGACCUGUGGCCGGAGCACCACGCGUGCGUCGUCGACAUGCUAGGCAGGGCGGGGAGGCUGGAGGAAGCCGAGGAACUCAUGCUGCGGAUGCCAUCCGGGCCGAGCGUCUCGGCCCUGCAGAGCCUGCUGGGCGCCUGCAGGAUCCACGGCAACACGGACGUCGGCGAGAGGGUCGCCGGCGUGCUGACGGAGACGGAGCCCGCGGAGUCCGGUGCCUACGUGCUGCUGUCAAACAUCUACGCCGAGAAGGGCGACUGGGGCGCCGUGGCAAGGGUGCGGAAGCAGAUGCGGGAGAGGGGCGUGAAAAAAGAGGUCGGGUUCAGCUGGGUGGACGCCGGCGCCGUCGGCGACUCGCUGCACCUGCACAAGUUCUCGUCGGACGACUCGUCGCACCCGCGGACGGAGGAGAUAUACAGAAUGGCCGAGUGGCUAGGCUGGGAGAUGAAAAUUUUGAAGAACCAUUUGCAGGUCGAGAUGGAAUACCUUGUUUGAUGUCUGAAUCAAUUGGUCGAGCUGGUGCACAUUUUUUAUGCAUGGAGAUGCAGCAUUCAAGUUAUGACAAAUCUUUGACCAUACUUUGGCCAUCGACGAAAUAUAUGGAUUAUUUUGCUAAAUAGUGUUCACAAAAGCCACGAUAUAUGCAUUUGCAAAGCGACAAGGGAAUUAAAAAUUCAACCA